Molecule: messenger RNA, 1647 nt
Organism: Papaver somniferum (opium poppy)
Lineage: Eukaryota; Viridiplantae; Streptophyta; Magnoliopsida; Ranunculales; Papaveraceae
Exons: 6
Coding region: 1-1647 (548 amino acids)
Source: RefSeq, a predicted model, not a curated record
AUGUUUACUCUACGUGCAGUUGUUUUGUGGACGAUAAACGAUUAUCCUGCUCUUGGUACACUAUGUGGUUGUCGCUACGCUGGAUAUCAUGGUUGUGUGGUGUGUCGUAAAAAAACGCACAGUAUUAGGCUUCAUGACUCAAACAAGAAUGUUUAUGUUGGUUAUAGAAGAUUUUUACCCUAUGAGCAUCCGUUCAGAAGGCAGAAGGGGGCAUUUGGCGGAAAACAAGAGUGGGAGACUGCUCCAGAACCAAUGACCGGGGAAGAAAUAUAUGAGGAGAAUGUGGGACAAAGUCUUGUUGGAACGUUGCUGCACAACGGGAAUACAAAAGAUGGAUUAAACGCCAGAAAGGAUUUGGUGCGUUUGGGGUUAAAAUCGGAGUUACACCCUAAGACAGAUGACAAAGGAACGAUACUUCCCGCAGCAUGUUAUACAUUAACUACGGAAGAAAAAGACAUAUUCUUGGAGACACUAUCCGAGUUAAGAGUUCCAGAAGGAUCAAUAUCUGCCAAAGAAAUCAUGGUGGAAGAGCUAGAUAAAUUGCAAGAGGAUCUCUGUGUGACGUUAUGCUUACUAGAGAAGGAAGUGAAGUUAUGCGGUCCGGUUUGCUUUCGAUGGAUGUAUCCUUUCGAAAGGUGUAUGAAGGUUAUAAAGGGGCAUGUGCGAAACAAGAAUCAACCUUGUGGAUGCAUUGCCGAAGAGAAUGUUGCAGAAGAGACGAUUGAGAUAUAUUGUGAGUACCAUAAAAGCAUCAGGACAAUUGGUAUUCCACUAGAUAGGCAUAAUACAUCUCAGGAGGGAGAACCGUUAUCAGCUGAAGAGCCGUGUAUAGUUACCCCUGAACAGUUGAGACAAGCACAUUUCUAUGUAAUGCAGAACACGCCUGAAAUUGAGCCUUACAUAGACCGACACAAGCUAUAUUUGGAAACUAACUAUUCUACUAAAAAGCGAGCAUGGCUAGAGAAAGAGCACUCUAACACUUUUGGCGCUUGGUUAAAAAAUGAGGUUGAAAAAGAGUUGGCAGACGACAGAGAAAGUAUCUCAGAGAACUUAAGAUGGAUAUCACACGGCCCGCACUACGAGGUAACGAAAUACACUGUAUAUCGCAUCAAUGGAUAUCUAUUCCGCACAAGAUCCCGUGAUGGUAGAAUUCACCAGAAUAGUGGGGUUAGCGUUGCAGCAAAUGACAUGCACAUAUCUAGAGAUGAUGAUGUUACAUAUGGUAAAGCCUCUUAUUAUGGUGUCUUGCAAGAGAUAUGGGAGUUAGAUUACUGUGAAAGAAAAGUUCAUCUGUUCAAGUGCAAUUGGGUUGAUAAUAAACGUGGGGUCAAAAGAGAUGCUCUUGGCUACAAGAUUGUUGACCUUACUAUGUUGGGAUACAAAAAUGAUCCUUUUAUUUUAGCCUCACAAGCUAAGCAGGUAUUUUAUGUCAAAGACCAGUUAGAUAAGAAAAAGUCUAUUGUUUUUGUGACACCUCCCAAAAAUUAUAGAGAUGACGAUGGCAACGAUGAGGAAUUCAGUACAGUAAUCUUUUCUGCGAAUGAUAAUAUCUUGCCGUCUGUAGAUCCACAAGACUUGGGUAAAGAAUCCCGAAAUGAUUACUUCCGAACUGACUGCCGAGGUUUACUUAUACGCAAGCCAAAAUGA